CAGCUGUGCCCCUAAAACCUGCAAAUCGUGAAGUACAGGAACAGACUAUUUAUUUUCUGGCAAAAGUAUCGAUAUUUUGAUAUAUCGAUAUUUUUCGCCCAAUUCUAUUUACUAGAAUUGUUUCAUAUUUACUAAUAAGUCAAGGCGGAUGGUUCUGUGUAAUGUUGUGUAUAUCGUGUCAAACGCCGACUAAAAAGUACAAAUGUUCAAAAUGUUUAGUUCGAUAUUGCUCACUUCCUUGCUACAAAAAACAUCAGGACACGUGUGUUUCCAAGCAAUCCUUAAACAUUGAGACAUGGGAAGUCUAUAGCAUCAAUGAGCCUACUCUGCACGAGCCUUUCGGCACCGAGGAUACAGUGCCCCGGAGUAAACUGGAGCUUCUGAAACACUGCGAAACGCUCCACAAUUUACUCUACAAUCCGCAUCUUCGAAAUUUACUCACUGAAAUUGAUGUAGCUCCAGACGCUUGGAAAGCUAUGAAAGCAGCAAUGCAAGAACCACUAUUUCUAGAGUUCGCCGAUGAAUGUUUGGCAAUUAUUGAACCCAAUACUGACGAUUAUAAUUAAAAUAUAAAUUUGAUAGAUAAAUGUGCGUUCAGAAAUGCAU
This is a messenger RNA of Rhagoletis pomonella (apple maggot), 606 nucleotides long. RefSeq names its product zinc finger HIT domain-containing protein 3. NCBI's taxonomy places the organism in Eukaryota, Metazoa, Arthropoda, Insecta, Diptera, Tephritidae. The record is from RefSeq and is a predicted model, not a curated record. Gene Ontology annotation, cellular component: pre-snoRNP complex; nucleus. Gene Ontology annotation, biological process: maturation of LSU-rRNA from tricistronic rRNA transcript (SSU-rRNA, 5.8S rRNA, LSU-rRNA); box C/D snoRNP assembly; snoRNA localization. Gene Ontology annotation, molecular function: protein binding.